Molecule: messenger RNA, 5862 nt
Organism: Vicugna pacos (alpaca)
Lineage: Eukaryota; Metazoa; Chordata; Mammalia; Artiodactyla; Camelidae
Source: RefSeq, a predicted model, not a curated record
UGAGUGUCUCGCUUAACAUGUGAAGGAAACUUUAUUUUGGGAACCGUGUGAAUACGUCGGGGGAAGCCUAGGUCGCUGGAUUUGGCACUAGAGUUUCCUCUAGUAAGAACCAGAAGGUUCCAGUUACCGCUGCCUCCCAGAAUAAAAAUAAAUUUUCUUUCAGGCUGUGUCUUGCGCAGAUACGAGUGUGCGGAGGGCUAGGUACCUACGUGUGUUAGGUCAUGAUGAACUGGAGGGUGACUCACAAUCACCCUGAAGAUGUGUGAGAUCCUAUGAAAACUCUCUCGGGGGAAGAAUUCCGCGUCUGCACGGCUCUAAAGGGAGAGAGGUGAGGUCGGAUCGCGCGCCCACGGCGCGAGCAUCACGGAGCCGCACCGCCGCCCCCCGGGCUCCACGCGCUCCUCCCCGGGCCCGCCCGCCCUCGCCCCGCGCCUCCCCCGCAACGGCCCGCCCCCGCCCUCAGGCCGCGCCCGGCCAACAGCUCGCUCGGAACCUUCCCCUUCACCGUUCCUCGUCACGCCCCAAAGCAUCCCUGCCCGCCCCCAGCCCCCAGCGUCACCCUCCGGCAUCUCCGCCGGCGCCCGACACCCCAUCCCCCAACUCCCCGCGGGCGCGCGACGCCCUCGAGCCGCCGCCGCCCAUUGGCCCGCGCGGAGCAGGUGGGAAAAUUGGCCAACGGCUGCGGCCGGUCCUGAGGGUGGCGGGGGGAUGGCGUCGGGACCCAGGCCCGCGGCGCCUGACGACUCGGUCCGCACGACCAGCCCAGGCCGGCGAGGCGACAAGGUUGUCUCCGCGCCCACCGGGGACCUGGCGGCGGCGGCGGCGGCGGCGGGGAGCCUGAAGAGAACCGCGUCCCCGGUGCGGUCGGUGGUGGCGUCCCCGCGCCCGGUGAAGGGGAGGGCGGGCCGGGAGGCGGCGCGGCGGCGGCUGCAGCUCCCGCCCGUGUCUCAGGCCGAGGGCCCGGGAGAGGGGCCGCGGGAGGAGGAUGAGGAGCCCCUUCUCUCGGUGCCGGAGGAGGAUGACGCGGAGGCGCGGCCGCUGCCCCCGGUCUGCGUGUCCCCCAUGAGGGGGAUGUGGCGGGACGAGAAGGUGGCGCUGUACUGCGACGAGGUGCUGCGGGGCUGCAAGGCAGAAGAUGCUGAUGACGCUAUGAGUAAAUACCUAUCAGAAAAAUUAAAGUUGAAAGACAAAUGGCUUGGGGUCUGGAAGACUAAUCCUGAGUUAUUCUUUAUGAAAUAUGAAGAAGCUUCUAUACCUUUUGUUGGUAUACUGGUUGAGGUGACUUGUAAACCAUGCCCAAGCUCAUCAUCUUGUUUCAAUGUUACUGUUUCUGUUGCUGAGCCCUUUUCUUCUAACGUUGCAAAUCUUCCAAGGAAUUUGGUCAAUGAGGUUUUGGAAGAGCUAGAGCAUAAUGUGCCUCUCUCGGAAGUGCACCCUGUGGAAGGACAAGAUUCUGCUUUACAUGACAUUGCUUUGGCCUUGGAAGUCGUAAGGUUUUUUUAUGAAUUUCUUUGGAGGGACUGGGAUGAUGAAGAAAGUUGUGAGAAUUACGCUGCUUUGAUUGAAGAAAGAAUUAAUUUGUGGUGUGAUAUGCAAGAUGGAACAAUACCUGGUCCUAUUGCACAACGUUUCAAAAAAACUUUGGAGAAGUAUAAAAACAAGCGUGUUGAGCUCGUUGAGUAUCAGAGCAAUAUUAAAGAAGAUCCAUCUGCAGCAGAGGCUGUUGAAUGCUGGAAAAAAUACUAUGAGAUAGUAAUGCUCUGUGGAUUAUUGAAAAUGUGGGAAGAUUUACGUCUCCGAGUUCAUGGGCCAUUUUUUCCAAGAAUUCUGAGGCGUAGGAAAGGAAAAAGAGACUUUGGAAAGACUAUAACACACAUCGUAGCAAAAGUGAUGACUACUGACAUGGUAAAGGACUUAUCUUCCGACACACUUCUCCAGCAGCACGAUGAUUUGGAUUUGGCUUUGGAUAGUUGUUAUAGUGGCGAUACAGUAGUUAUUUUUCCAGGAGAAUAUCAAGCUGUAAAUCUUGCUUUAUUGACUGAUGACAUCAUUAUAAAGGGAAUUGGGAAGAGAGAGGAAAUUAUGAUUACUUCUGAACCUUCUCAUGACAGUUUUGUGGUGUCCAAAGCUGAUAAUGUGAAACUAAUGCAUCUGUCUUUGAUACAACAAGGGACGGUUGAUGGUAUUGUGGUAGUGGAGUCUGGUCACAUGACUCUAGAAAACUGUAUAUUAAAAUGUGAAGGAACAGGAGUGUGUGUUCUUACAGGGGCUGCUUUGACAAUCACAGACAGUGAAAUAACUGGUGCCCAGGGUGCUGGUGUUGAACUGUAUCCUGGGAGCAUGGCUAUUUUGGAAAGGAAUGAAAUUCAUCACUGUAAUAACCUCAGAACCAGUGACAUUUCAAAAAGCACCUUAGGUGGAGUUAAUAUGAAGAACUUUGAACAACAUUUCAUCACGGUUGCUGGGGAUGGAAAUGUUAGGAUUCUGGAGGUGAAGACUGGAUAAAUCAAGAUGAGAAGAAUGAUCUUGGUGUGGAACCAAAAGGGAUGAAGGAGAACCCCUUUUUGGUUUUACAUAAGGUGCUUGCAGGAGGAGUGGAGACUUCCUCUGCUCCACUGCAGGGCCAGGAGCAGCUGUGGCAAAGCCCGAACUGAAGAACAGAAUGGGGACCAAGUGCUAGAGCCUCUUGUCGGUCUGGAAGGUGGACGCAACGGAAGUGGCAGGUGGCUACAAGCCAAAGGACUGAGAGGCGCUCCCCAGCAGCACGGGCACAGAGAAGUUGCUAAUCCCGUAGGAGCAAGUCACCGUUCUUCGUGAGACACUCAAGAUGCACGUUGUCUUAUAUAUUUAACAGUUAUCACCAGAAAGCAAUAAAUUUGAGGACAAGAAUAUUAAUUUUCCAAAGUAUUAAAGUAAAAAAUGAGAAAAUCCUAUAUUUUCAGUGACUGAACCAAAUCAGGUGUCCUUAGGCCGAGGUACAUAGACAGGUUCCAAGAGUGUGAACUGCCUGAAAUCUUAAGUAAAAUCUUUGUGUACAUGCCUCUUGCUGGAGAGUCCACAACUGUCACCAUAUUCUCUAAGAAGCCUCUUAGCCCCCAAAAGCUCAACACAACUGACCUAGAUAGUGUUUAAGUUUCUUUUUUACACAGUCCUCAUUAUUAUCCAAUCGAGGCCUAAAACAGCUGGCUUUUAACAAAAUGUGUUGCUUUUUCUACAGAACACUCUGAUUUGUUCUGUAGAAAACUCAGGCAACUUUAUAUCAUUAAUAUUUUAAUACUAAACAUAUCAUUUUUUUGUAGUUUGAUAUUUUUCAGAUUUUGCAGUUGCAUAAGAUAAACAAUUGUUUUAUUUCCUGAUAAAAUUCUGAAGCCACUGGCAGGCGGUAUUAGAAUACUAGGUUAACAUGGAAAUGCUCAGGACAACUAUUCCUGCCGAAACACUUAGGUUUUAUUUAGAUCAGCAGGUUAACCGAACCCUAUUUUGCUUCCUGUUAUUUUGAAAAGAGCUAAAAAUUUCAGUUAUUUAAAUGAGUAAUUACUAAAGUAUUAAAAAUAACCACCUAGUAUAUAUUUCACAGGUUAACAUGAAAAUAUUAUAUAGGUUUACCAGUUGAGAAACAUUAAAUAUUAGAUUUAUAGCCAAUUCCAUUAUUUCCUUUAUCUUAAAUUUACUUCUAGAUUUGAAAGAAAUACGCAGUUUCAAAGUUUGGAAGUUCCUGAAAGAUCUCCCAUUAAGGUUAAUCCUAGAGCCACCAACUCGCCCCAGUCUGCCAACUACUGUCUCAGGUUUAGCACUUCUCAUGUCUCAGGAAACCACAAUCUGGGUGAAGAUGGGACAGUUUCUAGUUAGUUCCUAGGAAGUCAAUGCUUUUCUUAAAAGCUAAAUUACCACUCAGUCUGGUAAAUUCAGGGGACCUCCAUCAGUAACUCUGACCGGCUCAGUAGUACAGGCAGACCUCCUAUUGCACUUCGCUUUAACGUGCUUCACAGAUUUGUUUUAUGCAAUUUGAAGGUUUGGGGCAAACCUGCAUCAAGCAAGUCUGUCGGCACCAUUUUUUCAACAACAUUUGCUAAUAACUUCAUGUCUCUGUGUCACAUUUUGGUAAUCCUUGAAAUAUUUCAAAUUUUCAUUAUCAGUAUAUUUGUUAUGGUGAUCUGUGACCAGUGAUCUCUGAUGUUCGUAUUAUAAUCGUUCUGGAGCACCGCAUAUUGUGCCCAUAACAGACAGCGGACUCGUGUGUGUCCUGGCUGCUCCAUCUCCCUGUCUCUCUAGUUAGCCAAGCUGUGAAUGCAAAGUUAAAGUUCUGAAGGCAAUUAGAAGUGCUACUCCAGUAAACACAUGAAUAAGAAAGGGGAACCGCCUUAUUGCUGAUGUGGAGAAAGUUUUAGUGGUCUUGAUAGAUCAAACCAGCCACAUUUUGUCAAACUAAAACUUAAUCCAGAGUAAAGCCCUAACUCUCUUCAACUCAAUGAAGGUUGAGAGAAGUGAGGAAACUGAAGAAAAGUUUGAAGCUAGCAGAGGUUGGCUCAUGAGGUUUGGGGAAAGUAGCUGUCUCCAUAACAUCAAAGCGCACGGAGAAGCACCAACUGCUGACACGGAGGCUGCAGCAAAGUACCCAGACAGUUACUGAGGGUGGCUCCACUGAACAAGGUUUUCAAGAUAGACAGAACACCCUUACAUCGGAAGAUGCCACCUAAGACUUUCACAGCUACAGAGUAGGAGUCAAUGCCUGGCUUCAGAGGAUUGGCUGACUGUCUUAUUAGGGGUUAAUGCAGCUGCUGACUCUAAGCUGAAGGCAGUGCUCAUCUACCAUUCCAAAAGCCCUGGGGCCCUUAAGAAUUACACGAAAUCUACUCUGCCUGUGCUCACAAAGCCUGGAUGACAGCACGUCUGUUGACAACACGGUUUACUGAAUGUUUUGAGUGCACCGUUGAGACCUACUGCUCAGAAGAAGAUUCCUUUCAAAAUAUUACUGUUCACUGAUAAUGCACCUGGGCACCCACGAGCUCUGAUGGAGAUGUGGAGAAAGAUUAAAUGUUUUCAUGCCUGCUAACACAAUAUCCAUUCUCCAGGCUAUGGGUCAAGGAGUAAUUUCAACUUUCAAGUCUUCUUAUAGGUAGCUGUUCCUAUGAAGGGUCUGGGCAAAGUACUGAUACCCUUCUGGAAAGGAUCCACCGUUCUAGAUGCCAUUAAGAAUGUUCGUGAUUCAUGGGAAGACGUCAAAACAGCAACAUUAACAGGAGUUUGGAAGAAGUUGAUUCCAACCCUCUUGGAUAACUUUGAGGGGUUCAAGACUUCAGUGACGAAGUGGCUGCAGAUUUGGUGGAAAUAGCAAGAGAAUUAGAAUUAGAAGUGGAGUCUGAAGAUGUGACUGAAUUGCUGCAGUUUCACGAUAAAGCUUGAAUGGAUUAGGAGUUGCUGUUUAUGAAUGAGCAAGGAAAGUGUCAUCUUGAGAUGGACUCUACUCUUGGUUGUUGAAGAUGCUGUGAAGAUUGUUGAAGUGACAAAGUGUUGAGAAUAUAGCAAACUUAGUUGAUAAAGCAGAGUUUUUAAUUAAUUAAUUAGUGAAGAUUGAGGGGGAUUGACUCCAUUUGAAAGAAGUCCUAUGUGGGUAAAAUGCUAUCAAAUAGCACUGCACACUGCAGAGAAAUCGUCUGUGAAACGAAGAGUCAACCAAUGCACCAGACUUCACUGUUGUCUUGUUUUAAGAAAUUGCCACCGUCACCCCAGCCUUCAAGCCCCACCCUGAUCAGUCAGCCGCCAUCAGCGUCGAGGCAAGACCCUCCACCAGCAAAAAGAUACUCGCUGAUGGCUCCGAGGUUAGCAUUUUUUAGCAAUACAGUAUUUUUAAACUAAGGUAUG